Messenger RNA from Ilex paraguariensis (yerba mate), 1710 nucleotides. Lineage: Eukaryota; Viridiplantae; Streptophyta; Magnoliopsida; Aquifoliales; Aquifoliaceae. The record is from the annotation of a GenBank genome assembly.
AUGUGGUCCGGCAAGAAGGCUUUCUCCUUUUAUGUUAUGGUUUUCAUUACUAUCGGUGACUUCGUCAAUUGUGAAGCUUGGAAUUACCGCUACAAGUUUUUUGUGAAAGAGUCUCCCUACACAAGACUCUGCAAAACAAAGAAGAUUUUGACAGUGAAUGGACAAUUUCCUGGGCCAACUCUGUAUGCUCACAAAGGAGAUACAAUAAUUGUUGACGUUCACAACAAAGCAAAACAAAACAUCACCCUUCACUGGCAUGGAGUGAAACAACAAAGGUAUCCAUGGUCAGAUGGUCCUGAAUACGUCACACAGUGCCCCAUCAAACCGGGCCAUAAGUUUAGCCAGAAAGUCAUAUUUUCUGCCGAGGAGGGGACUCUAUGGUGGCAUGCUCAUAGCACCUGGUCACGCGCCACCGUCCACGGUGCCAUUAUAAUCUACCCCAAGACUGGCACUUCCUACCCUUUUCCCAAGCCCCAUGCAGAAGUGCCCAUCAUAUUAGGAGAGUGGUGGAAAAAAGAUGUGAGGAAGGUCUACGAGGGAUUGCUUGCGACAGGAGGUGAGCCAAAUGUCUCGGACGCUUUCACUAUAAAUGGACAGCCUGGUUUGCUAUACCCAUGCUCAAAGCGCGAAACCUACAAGCUAAAAGUUGUCUAUGGCAAGACUUACCUGCUACGCCUUGUAAACGCUGCAAUGAACGAGGUUCUCUUCUUCUCCAUCGCCAAACACAAUCUCACAGUAGUUGGAGCUGAUGGAAGCUACACCAAGCAAUUAACCAACAAUUACAUCGUCAUAUCCCCUGGCCAAACACUUGAUUGCCUCUUCCAUGCCAACCAAAAGCCUGAUCACUAUUACAUGGCUGCAAGAGCUUACUCCAGCGGCGUUAACGUCAGUUUCGAUAACACAACCACCACAGCAAUUCUACAUUACAGUGAUUGCUACGCUACAUCCUCGUCUCCUUCCUUUCCUUAUCUUCCCUACUAUAACGAUACCACUUCAGCUUUUAAUUUCACUGGCCGACUUAGAAGCUUGGCUAAUGAAGAUCAUCCAAUCUCCGUCCCUUUAUACUUGACUAAGCGAUUGAUAUCCACCAUUUCAGUUAACAGUUUUCCAUGCUAUCCAAAUGGAACAUGUCAGGGACCGAAUGGGACACGAUUGUCUGCGAGCAUGAACAACAUAAGCUUUGUUAACCCACCAAGAUUAGAUGUUUUACAAGCUUACUAUUAUCAUGUCCAUGGGGUUUAUGGGAAACGUUUCCCUAGUUUUCCGCCAUUUGUGUUUAAUUUUACUGCAGAUUAUCUGCCAUUGAACCUACAGACGCCGAUACAUGGGACAGAAGUGAAAUUUCUGAAGUAUAAUUCGAUGGUGGAGAUGAUUUUACAGGGCACGAAUUUGGUUGCAGGGAUCGAUCAUCCUAUGCAUCUGCAUGGGUACAGUUUCUAUGUUGUUGGGUGGGGAUUUGGUAAUUUUGACAAACAUAAAGACACCUUGAACUUUAAUCUUGUGGAUCCUCCCUUUCUGAACACUGUCAUGGUCCCCAGGAAUGGCUGGACUGCAAUCCGAUUCAAGGCGAACAACCCUGGAGUUUGGUUUAUGCACUGUCAUUUUGAGCGUCACCUUACAUGGGGGAUGGACACGGUGUUUAUAGUGAAAGAUGGGAAGGGCCCUGGGGCAAGUAUGCUACCACCACCACCAGACAUGCCACCUUGUUGA